CUUAAACCUUCUGCCGGACCGAAACGUUUCCGCUCUCAGCAAUUUUGGAGAGAUGGGCGCGCGCAGGAGUCCCGGUUCCAUCCUCCUCUCCGCGAGCAACCUCGGAGCAUGUUUCAGCAUCCCAUUUGUCAGGAGCGACGCUCAAUAGCUGGAUGACGGGAUGCACGCACCUUCUCCAGUUUGUAUCUUGGACUGAUGUGAUUGAACUAGAAGCCAAACGCAAGAGGCUGAAUCUCUCCACAGAAGAAAAAAAAAACUUGAGCGAAAAAAGAUGUUUUUUACUUUUUUAUUCAUCCCGGAGUGAAGUGAGGAUUGUAUUUCUCUGAAGUCACACAGUCAUGACCCAUCGCAGUGGAUGCGUGUAACAUGAUGCUGGUUAUGAUCAAUCGAUUCUUUUCCAAAGGGAUUCACCGCGGGCAGGCACGUUUACGCACGGGGUUAAAGGAUAUACUGUAGGCACACCUUGGGAUUGUUCGUCAUGAGACGCUGGAUGUGAGGGAGGACUGCAGCCUGUGAUACUAGACCGUGCUUUUUUGGAUCUGAGCGCAUCAACACCAUGCAGCUACACCCCACACCCUGAACUUCUGGGACAUUUGCGCUGCGUUAUAGAGACUCGGAUUUCGUGCAAGAUCUGACACACGCAAAAAAAGAAGAAGGGGGGAAAAAAAUGGCACUGAGCGAAAACUGCAAAACGCAACCUGCAAAAGAGCAAGGCUCAGUGCAAAACCCUCCAUCGGAUGUUAUUGAGCUAAAUGUGGGUGGACAGGUGUAUUACACCCGACACGCCACCUUGACGAGCUUUCCUAAUUCCUUACUUGGGAAGCUGUUCUCUAACAAGAAGGGGUCUUCAAAUGACCUGUCCCGGGACCUCAGAGGACGAUAUUUUAUUGACAGAGAUGGCUUUCUGUUUCGGUAUGUAUUGGAUUACCUUAGAGACAAGCAAGUUGUUCUCCCUGACCACUUCCCUGAGAGGGGGAGAUUGAAAAGAGAGGCGGAAUACUUCCAGCUGCCAGAAUUGGCCAAACUUUUGUCCUCCGAGGAGUCCAAACUAUUUCCAGACGAGUUGUACUAUAGUGAUUUCGAUGACGCGUCGCAGGGCAGCGACCAGAGGUUUUACCCCUCUCACUCCCUGGACAGGAGGUACGGCUACAUCACGGUCGCCUUCAAAGGCGUAUGCGCGGCGGGAGGCAGGGAAAGUCAAACUGACGCCAAGGCCAAAAAGUUACCGCGGAUCUUCAUCAGCAGCAGGAUCGGCUUGGCCAAAGAGGUGUUCGGAGACGCCCUGAACGAGAACAGGGACACGGACAGGCCGCCGGACCGUUACACCUGCAGGUUUUACCUCAAGUUCAGGCACCUGGAGAGAGCUUUUGACAUGCUGUCAGAGAGCGGCUUUCACAUCGUGGCCUGCAAUUCGUCCCUGACCGCGUCCUCCAUCGGUCAUUACGCGGAUGACAGGGUCUGGUCCAAUUACGCACAGUACAUCUUCUACCGCGGGCCCUCAAGGUGGUCGUCCUCCCACUGCGACUGCUGCUGCAAGAGCCACAAGAGUGAGCGCGAGGGAGAGAGCGGCACUUCCUUCAACGACCUCUCCACUUCCUGUUCUGAGACCCAGUCGGAGGCCAGCUCCCCACACGGAACCGUGAUCUGCGGCCCUGUGAGACGGCAGUCCAACAUCCAGACGCUGGACCGCCCCAUGCCCAAAGGACCAGCACACAUGCUGCAGCAGGCAGAGAUGCGCCGUAAGACUGACAUGCUCCGCGUGAGAACCUUUGGGGUCCGGGAACGAGAGGCCGCGAAGAGGAAAGCGAACAAGGAGAAGAUGACCCCGGAGCAGGAGCUGGAGAAAUGCAUCCAGGACUUCCGGCGCAUUAGGAUUCCCGAUCACUUUCCGGAGAGGAAGUACAUGUGGCAAUCAGAGCUCCUGAGAAAGUACCGUCUCUAAAAUAUGAGUGUGAAGAGGUGAUAAGACAGAAGAAAGAGAGAGAGAUGGUGCUGUGGUAUCAUGUGACCAUCAAUGAAGAGUAUUAACUGCAUAGACAAUAGACUGCACCCUCUAAGACACAUACUGUACUAGAAAAAAAAUCUAUGGCCACUUUCCCCCGCCAGCAUGACUAGAGGAAGCACACACAGUACAAGGCAGCGUGAGUCAUUGAUUUGUGAAGUAUGCACAGUGUUGUGUAUGAUAUGCACAUGUGUAAAUCAGGUUACUCCUGCUGGGGCUUACAUCGCUAACCCUACUCUCACCUCAGAGAGCUGGGAGCCAGGUGUACUAAAGGCUAAUACUAUAUCACUAGUUGAAGCAACAAAGCAACCUCAGGGGCAACAUCGUUUCAAUUCAUCAACCUAUCACACACUGUAUGUGCAAUUGCCCUCAGUAGCUGUUUUUUCUUUUUUAAAUGGAUGUACCCAGAUGGUGCUGUGAGUUAGCAAUGGAAUAUCACUAUACUCCACUGAUAACACAUAUACUUAUAGUAAGCUUUGGUAACGGCACUGCAUGUCAUUUCACCCUUAGCAUAAUUAUGCAAUAUCAAACAAACUUUCAAUUCACUGUUCAGUGUGAUGGGUAAACAUGGUUGUGUCAUGACUGAACUUAAAUGAGGAGAGCACUGCCUAGAUCUGUUUACCAUUGUGAAACUUUUUGUCUAAUGUCAUUUACGUGUUGGAUAGAUGAUGUUGUGUAGGUAGAAUAUAAUGCCAAUGGAUAUUGAUCUAAUCCUUGAUUGUAAGUGUGCAACAAAGCUAAUAAAUGGGUUAGAAUUGUAUUUAUUGAUAGUGGACCUUCUUGUGACCAUAAACACAUUUAGAUUUAAAGAGAUAUUCCAGUCCUUUUCGACUUUCAGCUGCAGUAAGAGUGAUACUAUU
This is a messenger RNA of Lates calcarifer (barramundi perch), 2862 nucleotides long. RefSeq names its product BTB/POZ domain-containing protein KCTD16. The record is from RefSeq and is a predicted model, not a curated record. Lineage: Eukaryota; Metazoa; Chordata; Actinopteri; Centropomidae. Gene Ontology annotation, molecular function: protein binding. The coding region runs from base 668 to 1942 and encodes 424 amino acids. Gene Ontology annotation, cellular component: presynaptic membrane; postsynaptic membrane. Gene Ontology annotation, biological process: regulation of G protein-coupled receptor signaling pathway; protein homooligomerization. The transcript has 2 exons.